AUGUUCCCAUCAGCAUUACCGUUCACCGGGCUGGAGGAGUUGCUCAUCGCCAAGUGCAGCGAGCUCGGGACCCUUCCUGACCGCAUAGGACACCUGCUGCCAUGCCUUCGCAAGCUGGCCAUUCGCGAGUGCUUCUAUUUCGCUCACCUGCCUGAAAGCUUCACCUCUCUGAACCUUUUGGAAGAGCUCAUUGUCUCCACGUGUGAUGACUUCACAUUACCCUCCAACUUUGGCCACCUGCCUGCGCUCAAAUCACUGGUGCUGAAAAGCUUGUCAUUCACCGAAUUCCCUCCUUCCUUCUGCCAUCUCACGUCUCUCGAGGCACUCAUUUUAGCUGAUUGUCACCCGCUUUUGCAUCUGCCCGCACGGCUCUGCCACUUGACUGCUCUCAAGACCCUCUGCUUCUCAAGAUCAGUGGGCCUUGCGUUGCCGGAGGGCGUUGGGGCCCUUGCAAGGCUGGAGGCCCUCAGGCUGCACAACUGCCAGCACCAGACCCUUUCACGCUCCUUCACCGACCUCUCCUCCCUCACGAGCCUUGACCUGAACGCAUGCUUUGGAGGCGACCUGCCAGCCCUGGGAGAGCUGAGCAAUCUGCGGGAGCUGAAGAUCGUUGAUCUCCCCAUCAGCACGCUCCCUACCUCACUCACACGGCUCACGGGCCUGCGUACCUUGGAGGUGAGGGGCUGCCAGGCGCUCCUCCAAGUGCCCCCUCGGCUGGAUAUGCUCGUGGGGCUGAAGAGGCUGGUGCUGACGGAGUGUGAGGAGCUGAGUAGGCCCCCUGCUGGUCUGCCGCCCUCUCUUGAGACCCUCUGCUUGGGGCCAUUCGUGGAUGGUUCUUCCCAUGUGCUGGAUAUCUCUGGGUUGUGGCAGCUGAGGGUGCUGAAGCUGAACCGCGUUGGGGUGCACUGUGGGGCUGCUGGUGAGCAGGGGGGGCAGGGGGAGCAGGGGGGGCAGGGGGUGCGCUGGGUGCAGGGGGGGCAGGGGGAGCAGGAGUUGCAGGAGGAGCAGGGAGAGCAGGGGGUGCAGGGAGGGCAGGGGGGCCAGCUAGAGAAACUGGAAGAGCUGGAGAUGCGAUUGGAACGCGGAAAUCAAAAGCUUCCAAUCCCGUUGACUUUUCUCCCUCGCCUGCGCAGCUUGCUGAUAGACGCGCCUGGACUUUGCAGCCUCCCAGAAAACAUGGGGGCAGCGCUGCCGCAGCUACGGCAGCUAGAGCUCCUUUCUUGGUCACCGGAGAAGCUUCCAUGA
Closterium sp. Yama58-4 is the source of this 1245-nucleotide messenger RNA. The record is from the annotation of a GenBank genome assembly. Lineage: Eukaryota; Viridiplantae; Streptophyta; Zygnematophyceae; Desmidiales; Closteriaceae.